This is a messenger RNA of Drosophila sechellia, 1462 nucleotides long. RefSeq lists its product as uncharacterized. The transcript has a single exon. The coding region runs from base 958 to 1425 and encodes 155 amino acids. NCBI's taxonomy places the organism in Eukaryota, Metazoa, Arthropoda, Insecta, Diptera, Drosophilidae. The record is from RefSeq and is a predicted model, not a curated record.
UAGUUAAAUUACUUGGAAACGUGAAUGAAUUCUAGACUUUAUUUGUCUAGAAGAUUGUGGGUUGAAAGAUCGUCUGAAUUAAGAGUGCCCUUGAACUCGCUAAAGAGAACAUGAAAACAUAGUCGACUAUGAUGUUGAUGAUUAGGUAAUAGUUACAGUGCUAUUAUAACCACAUAACAGAUUUUGAAGUCAUUAAAAGUAUUUUAAACCAAGAAAUGGAAGGUAUACGUUAAUUAGAAUACUACUCCAUUCCAACUUAUAACAUAAUACUUACAUAAUAAGAGCUAGCAAUAGUUUAUCAAUUACUGAAUCGUUAACCAACCAUAUGUACAAUUGCAGUGCUAAGCCCAUUUGACAACUAAUUAGCAACAAUGUCCGAUGGAGUGCACACACUGAUUGAUUGGCAAACGACUAUCACGAAAUAAUACAGAGUUUCGUUGGGUUAUCGGUCCCAGGGGUUGCCAACAAUUAGUGGGAUUUAAAAUCCAAAGUCAGAGUCGCAGAGCGAUUUGCAUAUGACUGAAAAACCAACAGGCAGUCGGAUUGAACAAAUCCAAAAUUCAAAUUGUGAAAAGCCGUUGGCCUCUGGUUUGCCAUAAAGAGCUGCUGCAAAUUUCUUGCAUAUUUGCACACGGAUUUACAAUAAAUUGCAAUUAUGCAAAUUGAGCGAGUCGAAUGUUUUCGGAGCCGAAGCUCUUCAAACGAACUCCAAAAGAUGCCAGACAUUAAUCAUGGCUAGCAAUUAGCAAUUAUUUAUAUUGACGGGGCGUGUCAAUAUCUGGGCAAUGAUAAAUGGUUUUCACAUUUUUGUAACUACAUCACCCUGGAAAAAGUUAUCGUACUUGCUUUCGAUUAAAUUCUUUUCCAUUAAUCGUGCGGUCAAGUUCAGUACUAAGUAGGCCUUGCAUAUAAAUUGACAAAAGAAAAGGAAAAUUUUACCUAAUAAUAACUGCAAACAUGGACAUCCAGCAGAAAACUACGAAGUCACCUUCGAAGGAUUCAUCUGAUUCCCCUGAUAAAAAGCGCAAGUCCUUAGAAAUCGCGCCCUUAUUAAAACCAGUUGCCCUCAGUAUUUCAAACAGUUAUGGAUUGGAUUGGUAUUUGAUCAACGUGGAAAACAACAUCCCCCGAAAAAAGAGGAGGUACUUCAUCAACCUAUCGUUCUUCUCCGAUCAACUGCAUAAGUUCAUCCCGCACUCCCUGCACCUUCUAAAGUACCCAAACUGGACCGCCAUCUUCCUGGCCACAACGCCUCGUAGCUUCAUGUACUAUCAAGCCCACUUCACGAUGAAACCCAUCCUGACAUUCACACCCAUGAUCAAGACGGCUUCGAAACUGGAAUCUUGGAAGAUGAAGCUAACAGCCGGACAUCUGCCCGUGAUAAACAAUUCUAGGCCAUCAGUAAUACGUCGGCGUCGCAAAUAAAUUGAAAAAAGGAAAGGAAAUUUUUACUUAAAGCUAA